Molecule: messenger RNA, 1276 nt
Organism: Heteronotia binoei (common prickly gecko)
Lineage: Eukaryota; Metazoa; Chordata; Lepidosauria; Squamata; Gekkonidae
Gene: DPM1
Product: dolichyl-phosphate mannosyltransferase subunit 1, catalytic
Exons: 9
Coding region: 335-1060 (241 amino acids)
Biological process (GO): GPI anchor biosynthetic process; protein O-linked glycosylation via mannose
Cellular component (GO): endoplasmic reticulum membrane
Molecular function (GO): dolichyl-phosphate beta-D-mannosyltransferase activity
Source: RefSeq, a predicted model, not a curated record
CACCAGCUGCCGCGAGUAGCGCUCGAUCUCCAGCCGGCUCAGUUCUGUGCGGAGGGGGAGAGGAGAGGGAAUGAUGAUCUCCUCAGAGGCCGCGCUCGAGCCGUCGGCCUCUGAGAGGCGCGCCUUUUUUCCCGCGCGCUCAGACAUCGCCUCAGCGGCCGCUUCUUCCCUCAAAUUGAAAGGGGGGAGAAAAGAAGGUAUUAAUUAUGGAUCCGAAAGAAGCUUCAAGAGGUGGGCCUCGCCUCUUCCGUUUCCGUCGCCGGCGCUGAGGCAAAAGGCCCGCUUGGCUGGUUGACACGCAAGCGCCGUCUCCUCUCCGAGGGCCGCCGCCAUCAUGGCAGCCUCACGGGACAAGUACUCGGUGCUGCUGCCCACCUACAACGAGCGCGAGAAUCUGCCGCUCAUCGUGUGGCUGCUGGUGCGGAGCUUCCAGGAGAGCGGCAAUGACUUUGAAAUUAUAGUGAUAGAUGAUGGAAGCCCAGAUGGAACACAGGAAAUUGCUGAACAAUUGAUAAAGAUUUAUGGAUCAGACAAAAUUCUUUUAAGACCCAGAGCAAAAAAACUGGGAUUGGGGACUGCUUAUAUUCAUGGAAUGAAGCACGCUACAGGGAACUUCAUUAUUAUUAUGGAUGCUGACCUCUCACACCAUCCAAAAUUCAUUCCAGAAUUUAUCAGAAAGCAGAAAGAAGGUAACUUGGACAUUGUGUCUGGAACUCGGUAUAAAGGAAAUGGUGGUGUUCAUGGAUGGGAUGUGAAACGGAAAUUAAUCAGCCGGGGUGCCAAUUUCUUAACUCAGGUUCUUCUGCGGCCAGGUGCAUCUGACUUAACAGGAAGUUUCAGGUUAUACAGAAAAGAGGUUUUACAGAAGCUAAUCGAGAAGUGUGUUUCGAAAGGAUACGUUUUCCAGAUGGAAAUGAUUGUUCGAGCUAGACAACUGGGGUACUCUAUUGGAGAGGUUCCUAUAUCAUUUGUGGACCGAGUCUACGGGGAAUCUAAAUUAGGAGGCAAUGAGAUAGUCUCUUUUCUAAAAGGGCUGUUGACUUUAUUUGCAACUACAUAAGAGAUUCUUCCCUGCAUUCAACAUAAUUUGGACUGAAACGUAAUUUUUGCAUUGUCUGGGAGAACCUUGCUAAGCUUUCUUGUGGUUAGAAAAACCAUUCCAAUUUGUAGAAAAACAAGGACCACCCAGAGAGUCCAGUAAGCAUUAUUUAUUAACCGUGGAAAAAUCACCACUGUUGUGUAUGUCUUGUUAUUAAAUAAAUGAGGCUUACUCCAA